UAACACAAAUUUACUUCUAAUAUGAAAAAUCAAUGAAAUUUUAUUCAGUCGACGUUGUCUGAACUCAAGAGCUUGUCUAGAAUAUCCGACAAUAGUUAAUAUCAAAUUUCCCAAUUGAAAACUCUUUAAAAACAAAUUUCUAAGUUCUCAUUCUAUUUUUCCCUUUUAAAAGUAGAGGACGUUUCAAUGUGUAAUGUCUGUGGUAUUGAAGAGAUCCCAAGGAGAUCUUAACCAAAGCGGARCCUGAGAAUUUCUUCAAAUAAGUAUACUGUCUGAGGUUCGUUGUUGCUCUUGAAAGAUCCACUCCGACGAUUUUGAAUAUCUGCUUGCCUAAAACACGUUGCCUUUUGUUUUGAAUGCCUCAGUUGAGUAGCUUUGGUUAAUCAAGAAUACUAGGAGCUCCUGCUUGAGCGUCGUUUGUACGAGGUCGAUAUGGAGAAAGAACAGUUCCGAAAGGCACAAGAUUUUCCAUCGUUUCCCAACAUUGAUGAUCAAGAAUAUCCAGAACCACUGACUCCCGAGAGUCCAAGGUUCCCACAGGAACUCAAUUGCUUGAUGCCAUCAGCGCCUCCCUCUCACAUUGUUUCACCAUCAAGCGCAGAAAUAAAUGGAGAAUACAAUUUCUGCUUGGCUCUCGAGACCCAACCGAAAAAAGUAGCAAACCCUGACUGGAUUUAUUCAAACAUCCAGAACAAGCUGUAUAUCAAACCACAGACACCUUGUCCCAUGAAGUUUUCGCUGACAGGGUCACCUCCACCGCGCACAUAUAUUAGGGCAAUGCCCAUAUUUAAAUUACCUGAACACGCUAAAGAUAUCGUCCGAUGCUGUCCCAACCAUACAUUAAUGGACCAGAUUACCAGAGAUAAUCCAGCGUCAGGUCACUUUAUUCGCUCGGAUAAUCCUCAAGCAGAGUACCAACAGUGCGUCCAUUCUGGACGUCAAUCUGUCAGGAUUCCCUUCAAAGUUAAUGUGGGUGUUGCUGGGAACGAGGAGGUAACAGUUCAUGAGCUGUUCUCAUUCGUCUGCAAUAACUCAUGUGGGGGUCUGAACAGACGGGCAAUACAGGUCGCGUUCACCUUGGAGACUGGAGAGUCAAAUGAAAUGCUUGGACGUUGCUCAAUUGAAGUACGUGUCUGCGCAUGCCCAGGAAGAGAUUCUAAGCAAGAUAACGAGGCAGUCAGCAGACCAAGCAGAAAAAAACGAAAACUGACAGCAGCGGAUGUGUCAAGCUCUACGCCACUACCAGCCUUUCCACCAAUAGACCUCACCCCAACUCCCUCUCGUUCAGCAGAAGACAACACUGUUUAUAAUCUAAAGGUUUGCGGAUACGUAAAUUAUCUAAUCUUGAGAAAAAUAGCUUUUGCUCUGGAAUUCUUUGCGAAUAUGAAGUCAAGAUUCUCAACCUUGCCGUGUGAAGAUCCAGAGUUCACAGAAUUCUUUGGCGAUGGCUCCGCUGAACCACGAGAAUGUAAUGGUUGUGAUACUAACACUCCUCUUCCAAGACCCAUCCCUCAAUCAUCACCGGUCAUGAAUGGUCAGCAGUCUCUACCAAGCUGCGCAGCCUCACAUGCCCCAGACAACUGGUACCAGUCUCCUCAACAAGAGCCUUCGGUCAACGGUCGCUCAACAGCAACUCCUUAUAUGGGCUGCUAUACUUAUAGGAGAAUUACUUUGUCUGUUGAAUAUUCUGAAACAGAAUCGAUGUGCGCAAGUGAGAACAAAGAUUUGAUGGAAAGAAAAGAUUUAGGUGUAAGGAUACAGGGUUGAUUGAAAGGGAAGCCUUAAAAAGAGAAGUGGCAGAGAGUGAGUUGGAAAAAAUAUAAGGUUUCACGAAAAUAAUGACAAAAAAAAAAAAACAAAA
Actinia tenebrosa (Australian red waratah sea anemone) is the source of this 1861-nucleotide messenger RNA. RefSeq names its product cellular tumor antigen p53. Gene Ontology annotation, cellular component: nucleus. Lineage: Eukaryota; Metazoa; Cnidaria; Anthozoa; Actiniaria; Actiniidae. Gene Ontology annotation, biological process: apoptotic process; regulation of transcription by RNA polymerase II. Gene Ontology annotation, molecular function: DNA-binding transcription factor activity, RNA polymerase II-specific; RNA polymerase II cis-regulatory region sequence-specific DNA binding. The record is from RefSeq and is a predicted model, not a curated record.